Molecule: messenger RNA, 4031 nt
Organism: Cyprinodon variegatus (sheepshead minnow)
Lineage: Eukaryota; Metazoa; Chordata; Actinopteri; Cyprinodontiformes; Cyprinodontidae
Gene: atf7ip
Product: activating transcription factor 7 interacting protein
Exons: 15
Coding region: 609-3566 (985 amino acids)
Biological process (GO): regulation of DNA-templated transcription
Cellular component (GO): transcription regulator complex; nucleus
Molecular function (GO): protein binding; transcription coregulator activity
Source: RefSeq, a predicted model, not a curated record
AGCAGCUCCUAGCUGAAGUCUGCUCCGUGUGGCUGUGUCUACCAUACUGCAGCUGCCGGUUGCUCCAGGCUGAGGUUGCUGUUUAGUUCAGCUGGAUAAACUAGUAGAAACCGACCCGUGACAUCCGGGAGCUUGAUCAUACAUACCUGUUCAGGUUUUAGGUACCAGCAGAGGAGGAUUAUAGAGAGAAACAAAGUGGGGGGAAAAAUCAGGUCGCGUGAGGAUUUUCGAAGCGGACCUCUUUUCGGCGUUCCCAGUCGACCAUCCCCCGCUCCCGCCACCGACAGCUGACGUCACAGCGCAGCCGUUAGUUUUUUUUUUUGUGAGUGUGUGGAGGGGGCGUUUGUGCGAAAAGAGGAGGAGUUUUUCUCCAAGAGAGAAGCAGAAAAAAAAAGAAGUCGGUGUGCUGCAGCUUCGUUUUCCCCUUGCACAGUCCUGCAGCUCCAUCCACACCGCCUGCCUCUCAGAUCGGUCCGGCAACGGAGCAACGGACAGACCGCAGUCCUAACGGACCAUCGCUAAGACAGCAAGUCGGUUGUCGACAGAUCUGGUAUUAAAUCCAUGACCAAGAAGCCUCUGGAUUAAAGAGGAGUGACACUGUGGAUCAGAUGGUUAAAUUUCACUUCAGUACUGGAUCUGAAUCACAGAACUGUUGGAGAACCAAUCAGCUCAGAAUAAAUAGAUCUGUGAAGGAACCUUCUGGAAGAGAGCCAAGAAAAAAGGAAGCAAUGGAAGUCGUUGUGACCGAGGAAAAGAAGAAAAUCUUCCGUGCCAAGAAAACCAUGAAGAUCAGUGAUCGUCUGCAACUGGAAAGCCUUCACAGCACUUUACUGAACACAGCUCCAGGCCUGUCCAACCCGUCUCCACCGCCGCUGGUGAAUGGCACGCACAAAGAAGACGGGCAAAAGAUGGGCGACAAGGAGCAUAACAGCGCCUCCGACCCGAGCUCCCCCCAGGCUGCUUCCCCCACCACUCCUGGGUCUCUGAGCUCCCCAGCACCAUUCCUGUCCCUAAAUCUAUCACCCUCUCCGGGCUCCUCCGACAGUCCAAGCCCAAUAGAGGAAGCAAUGUCUAAGCUGUCGCCACCCCCCACAGAAUCCCUUGAUUCCCAGAAGAUGGAGGAUGAGGAGAAGAAAGGUUCUUCACCAUCCCCUCACAAUGAGUCAGUCGGGCCAGUGUCUGCAGAUUCUAAGGAGGAUGGAGAUGUGAUCCCAAUGGAUGGAAUACAGGAGAAAAAAGCUGCUCCAGAGGAGCCAGUUGUGGAUUUGGAGAAGGAUUCUGAUAAACGUUCUCCUGAGCCGUCUGCAAUGUCUGAAUGUAUAGAACCGAUGGAUGCAGAUAAUGACUCGACACACACCAUUGACUCUGAAGACUCCACAUCCACAGUAAAACAGGAAAAGCCUCCUAAAUCUAGGGAUGCAACGGCGUCGGCUGAGGAAAAACGGCCAAUUGAAGAGGAAGACUUGAAAGAGGAGGAUGAUCAGAGAGCUUCUGCUGAGAAAGAGUCGAAUCUGAAGGACAAGAUGAAGGUGGACUCUGUAAAGGUUGAGCCUAAAAAGGAAAAAAGGGAAGCUGGAGAAACUAAAGGACCAACCAGACCAUCAUCCACCCCGCCUUGUAACACAGAUCAAGGGCAGAAGAGUUCAGCAUCAGGGCUGAAACGCACUUUAUCAGAAGGAAACGAAAAUGAUGCACCAUCUGUGAAAAGAGAGGGUAAGAGGCCCAAGGUGGAGCAUGAGGAGCUGGAGGCCCAACUGGAGCUGAAAAUCACAGCGAAGGCUGGCAGUCAGGAAAAACUGGAAAAGAUCGUCCAGCAACUUGUGAAUGAGCAUCUGAAGAUCUUGGAGCUGACAAACUUUAACAAAAAUUUCCAAGAGUUAAAGAACAGAGUUGACAAAAUUGAGUGUGCCACCAAACACCAAACUGCAAUACACUCACUCCAAAGCAAGAUUGCUCGGAUGGCCAAAAAGUUUGGAGAGGCUAAUCAGAUGUCAGAAAACAAAAGAAAACAGGAGGCGCUCGCCGUGGCCGCCGCCGCUGCCAGUGCUUCUGCCGCUGCCAAGACUGCAACCGUUGCAAACUCCCAAACUCAGCGGCCGGUCCGGACCUCUGUUGAAGUAAAGCAGACGCCAGCAACUGUUGCCUCCUCCAGCACAGCUGUAGUUCCAGUUGCAGCUCCUGUACCAGCCUCGACUGCGUCCCCAGCUUCUUCCUCUGCCCCAUCUUCCACCUCCGCCACCACCAUAGUCCCACAGGGCUCCAUCCUGCAGCUGAUCACCUCCAGCUCUAACGCCGCCUCCACUUUGGCCACUGCCAUCACCACCCAGAGCCAAACGGGCACACUGGUGCUGAAAACAACGCCCGGGAGCGGCAUGGUGGCCGCGGGCCAGCCGCUCGUCAUCCAGCUGCCUCUGUCGAUGAACGGCCAAACGGGAACGCUCGUCAACUUCCCCGUCUCCUCUUUGGCAGCGGCCACCUCUCUGAACAAGGCCAAAACCACUCCCACCACCACCACCUUCAUCCUCAAGCCUUCUCCUGCAGCCAACACAGCACCAGCCCCCACCUCCACCGCCGCUACCCUCCCCACUCUGCAGGCGUCCUCCGGUCAGGUAGCCCCAACGCAGAUCUCUCUGGCCAGAGCCGUUUACCAAGGCGGCGCGGGAAGAAUAACAACGCCCAACGCCGGGGUAUCUGUGACCACAGUUAGAGCUCCAGCUCAGUCUGUGUCUGUGGCUGGCGCUGUCUCUUCAGCCUCCUCACCUGCAACUUCAGGACCUGCAGCGACGGGUUCUACCGCACCAGGAACGCCACAAGGCACAUCUCUUACAUCCAAGACUGACAACCAGGCCUCUGCAGCCACUCCAUCUAAAGCGGCUGCACCUCCACCUCCAUCACGGCCCAAAGGUUCGGUCAUCGACCUCACGGAGGACGACGACGACGUUCAAGUGACGGGAGUGAAGAACGCCAGCGGUGCGACCCCCUCAGCUGCCCCCCGAUCCAACCAAGUCAUCAGCAUUCCCAGCACCGCAGGAACCAGAUCAUCCCCAAAAGCCAAUCAGAACUCUGCAAGCAAUCCACAGAUAACAGUGCAUCACCGCCCCCCACAGGAAUCAUCAUCGAAGCCCCGCACUGUAACCACUACUACACCUUCCCGCAGCUCCAGCACAGCGCUCCCCCCUCUCCCCAUCGCUCCUGUGCCGCAGCGUUUGCCCCCGGAGGCGGAGCAGACCUCACCCCCCCAGCAGCUCCAGCUGAAGCUGGUGCCCGGUCAGUCCGGCAUCGUGCUGUCCUGGAGCGUGGCGGAAACCGAUCGAAGCUGCGCCACUGUGGACAGCUAUCACCUCUAUGCCUUCCAUCAAGACAACUCUAGCAGCGGUACGGCGCAGCAGCACUGGAAAAAAAUAGGAGAAGUGAACGCCCUUCCUCUGCCCAUGGCCUGCACGCUGACCCAGUUCCAGUCCGGAUCCACGUACUAUUUCGCUGUUCGAGCCAAAGACAUUUACGGCCGCUUUGGUUCUUUCUGUGAACCUCAAUGCACAAAUGUUAUCAGUUCCAGCUCAAGCUAAAACGUUACAAAAUAAAGACAGUUCUUUUUCCCAAUUCUGAAAUAUCCUUUACUUUUGACUUAUUUUAUUUGUAUUUUUUCUCCGUUACAUUUUAAAAUCUCAAAUAUUGUAUGCUGAACAGAUACACUAUCUGUAAAUAUGUCUACGCUAAAACCUGGACUUGGUAAAUAAACCAGCAAAGUCCUGGCUUUGUCUGGUUUCCUGUACGUGAUGUAUUCUUUUGUGACCUAAGCUGUUGUGUAAAUGACCCAUUAUUUUUGCCCCUCUACCAGGUCAGAUAUUUAUGUUUUUUCACUCCUGUAAGUUAGACCAAGACUGUUCUUGUUUUGUUUUUCCUUUUGUUGAUGACCGGUGACCGGAUUAUUCAUCUAAACUCGAUUGCACAAAUAUGUAUACUUGUGUGGUAGAAACAGUUUGACUUUUUUUUAAGUUUUGUCUGGCAACCAGACUUUGAAAAGUGUAAUA